AUGGAUUUUAAUGAAGCUGUUGUGAGCGUGAAAAAAUUAAAGGAACGACCGAGUGAUGAGGAAUUGUUACAAUUAUAUGGACUGUAUAAACAAGCCACUGAAGGAGAUAAUAGCAGAAGCAAACCUUGGGUAGAUGUUAAAGGUCGAGCCAAAUGGGAUGCGUGGCAGCAACUGAAAGGUAUGUCAGAGGAAGAAGCUAAAGGACUGUAUGUGCAACUUGUUGAAAAACUUAUUCAGAAAUACGGAAUGUAA
This is a messenger RNA of Thelazia callipaeda (thelaziosis nematode), 252 nucleotides long. NCBI's taxonomy places the organism in Eukaryota, Metazoa, Nematoda, Chromadorea, Rhabditida, Thelaziidae. The record is from the annotation of a GenBank genome assembly.